CCCGCGGGUACUUCUGGGACCGGGCUCGUGGGCCCGCGGCUGCAGCGGCUGUGUCCUCGCCGAGGCGGGAUGGAGUCCGGGGCGCAGGUGUCUGGGCUGAAGUCCACCGCAGAAGAUGAGGGUCCUUCUUCAGUGACGAGUCAGCUGUCCCCGAGAAACGUCCCGAAGCAUAGCACCCCCCGGGAUGCCACACCCAGCCUGCACAGGAGGCCACCGGGCCGUGUCCCCUACCGCCCGGAAGGGAGCCCCGUGGCUGAGUCCCCGCUGCCCGAAAGCCUUUCCUGGAGCACCAUGGCCACCCUCCGGAACCUGCAGCUCUCUACCGUCUGGCCGGCACCCACCUCUGACCCCUGGGAUCCCGAGGAAGAUCCUCUUACACCCGCCUCGGUCACUCGGAGGCAGCAACAGGCAGAGUCCCGGGGAGCACGGAGCCGGUCUCCACACUUGAGGUUGCCUGGGGUCCCCAACACCUCGGGGAAGAGAAGGAGGGACCCAAAGGAGCUGGCGGCUGUGACAGAGCGCGUGAGGCAGUGGGAAGUCAGGCUGCUUCGGGACAUCGAGGAGGCCACUCAGCACGAGCUCACCAUCGAGGACGACUGCAUUUUGGGGCCGGGCCAGGAAGCACUGUGUUCUGGGGCUCCCGCGGCCAGCCCUCCAUCCACCGACUGCAAACCCUGAUCCUUGGGGCUCCCCCGGGCCUCACCUUGACCACUUCCCUCUCCACUGUGAUGCUUGGGUUGGGUGGGGGGCAAGUUAAGGCUCCCGUAACUCCGAUCCCAUGCAAGGCCCUCAGAAGCACCAACGGAGAGCAGGGGAUGGAGGGAGCAGGUGCCCCUGCCCCCGGGGGUUCCCCAGGGCCACCCAGGGACCAGGGAGCGUGGUGAGCUGCCCCCCCCCCCAACACAGAGCUGGGGCCACACUCCCAGCAGGCUCAGGGUGCAUUCCGGGGAAGUCAGACACCGCGACUCACCGGGAGGUGGUUCUGGCAGUUCAGGCACUGGUUUUGUGGGGGUGGUGAGAAUUUAACCCCCUACGGUAGUGCGUUCCUGGGGCUGGGGUCCCACCAAACAGAUGGGGGGGUGCGGGCCCUCUGUCGAGAGGAGGGAGCGGGGUGCUUGGGGCCCUUCAAUUAACACACAAAACCACAUGGACCUCCCAGUCCAGACCAUCUCGGGCACAGCUUUGCGGGAUACUUCAUGGUUAUAAAAACAGAGCUCGAUUUUAUUCUUAUAAAUGUGUUCAUCCCUACUCUAUUUUAUUUUGUAAUAUUUAUUUUUGAGACACAGGGAGAGGGAGACACAGAAUCUGAAGCAGCUCCAGGCUCCCAGCUGUCAACCCAGAGCCCGAUGCAGGGCUCGAACCAACGAACCGUGAGAUCAUGACCUGAGUGGAAGUUGGACACUUAACCGACUGAGCCCUCCCCCGCACCCCUAAAUUCUUUAAAUCAUCUGAAUACAGUAGGGGUAUCUCAUUUGUGGGGUUUUUAAAAAGCAGGGAUUUGAAAUAGUGGCUAAGAACAGCGUGUAGCUAGGCUGGACGAGGAUGGCGGCUCUGGCGUUUAUUCUGAGUCGGGAACAA
Molecule: messenger RNA, 1578 nt
Organism: Panthera uncia (snow leopard)
Lineage: Eukaryota; Metazoa; Chordata; Mammalia; Carnivora; Felidae
Gene: SYSRN
Product: coiled-coil domain containing 201
Exons: 3
Coding region: 70-678 (202 amino acids)
Source: RefSeq, a predicted model, not a curated record